Messenger RNA from Lolium perenne, 1446 nucleotides. NCBI's taxonomy places the organism in Eukaryota, Viridiplantae, Streptophyta, Magnoliopsida, Poales, Poaceae. The record is from RefSeq and is a predicted model, not a curated record.
AUGUCACUGGGAGCUGCUGGGAUGAGAUUAUUCAACAUUAUGAGGACAUUUAUCAGUGACAAUGGAAAAUACAGCACGGUAGGAUUUGUAAGAAAGGAUCUUUACAACAUGUCUUGCCGUGAAAAGAUGAAGAUGAUUGCAAAGGGUGACGCCAACACAACCAUUGGCAUUAUGGAGAAGAGGAAGAGAGAUGAUCCUGAAUUCUUUUUUGAUUACAAGCUUGGUAAAGGUGGAAAAUUGUUACACCUGUUCUGGUGUGAUUCUCAUUCUCGGCAGGACUAUGCCGACUUCGGUGACGUGCUGGUGUUUGACAGCACGUACAAAACAAAUCGGUAUGCUAUGCCGUUCAUACCUUUUGUGGGAAUAAACAAUCACCGCCAGACUAUUGUUUUUGCAUGCGCCAUUGUCUCGAACGAGAAGGAAAAAACAUACAAGUGGUUGUUAGAAACAUUCCUGAAGGCCAUGUAUCAGCAGAAGCCUAAAGGGAUCAUCACUGAUGGGGACGCUGCAAUGAUCACCACUGUUGGUAAAGUCUUUCCAGGUGUGUGGUACCGUGUUUGUACGUGGCAUAUUGAGAAGAACAUGAAGAAGCACCUAGACCCCCUGGCUCACAAUGAAUUCCGGUCGCUGCUGUACUACAGCACUUCGGAACAAGUAUUCGAGGAGAGAUGGAGGGCAUUCGUCGAGAAGCACCAGACGGCAUUAACCAAAGAAUGGAUGAAGAGGAUGUAUGCUAGGAAGAAGUUGUGGUCAGCCGCUUAUCUAGCGAAUGGAUAUUUCCUUGGAAUGAAAAGCAACCAGAGGAGCGAGAGUUUGAACUCCACCCUACACACCCACCUUGACUUUGGACUGACAAUUGUGGAUAUGGUUGUGCACUACGAGAAUAACAGUAGCCGUGUCCGGGAGGAAGAGGCCCGCCACGACGCCAUAGACUCUCAGACACUACCGGUUGCGGCUACUGUGUACAAGGAUAUAGAGACGUCUGCUGCCCGUAAAUUCACUGCUGCAAACUUCUACCUCGUUCAAGAGGAGCUGAAAAAGACUGGGGGCCUAGAGAUUGUAGAUCAACUUGGAUGUGUUGGUGGGGUAUCAACCUUCGUUGUGUCAUGGAUGAAUAACCAAUCUUUCAGCGAGCUUAUGAAAUGUAUGAAAGGCAUAAUAUACAGGAGAAAAGGCGCCCAGACCAGUCAUUCAACGGCUUACCAUGAGGACGCACAAAACAGAGGAGAUGCACCAGUAGUGGGUGAUCCUGAUCAAGCUGAGACCAAAGGAGCACCUAAACAAAACAAGAGGUACUAUAAGGACAAGGAUACAAAUCAACAGACGUCAAAACAUGGCAGGAUGCUGGCACACGACGAGCGGAAGAAGGAGAGGUUGUGCACUGCUUGCAAUCAACCAGGUCAUAACAGAAACAACAAGAUGAAUUGCAGGCUACGUAAGGAGUGA